CUGAACAGGGAAGCUACCCUGAGCUUCCUGGUGAUAGUUACCAGACAGAGUGAGCACAUCAGGAGGAGUGGCUUUGAGAAACCUGUUGGAGGUGAGUCUUAUUCCUGUUCGCUCUCCUGCCCGUCAACAACAUGGCGAACUGAGCACUCAGCACCUGCGCUUUUCACAGCUCUGUAUACUUACUUCUCCCCUAGCCUGAUGUACAGUUCCUGAUCAAGAAUCAACCGAUUAGAUUAGAUUUCCGGCGUGUGUUUUGAGGUUGGACCGGUGUAUCAAUGAAACCCUUAGCGGAACCAUGUAACGAGCAUCAAAAGAAGCGCGGUGAGAAAAGCCCCGGGGAGAUGAUGGCGAGUGAAGCGGUACCUGCUGCAAACACAGAAGAGGGUCGAACCCAGAUGAAUGGGUUCUCUGUGCCUCAUGAUGUGAGCAGUCCUGUUUCACAGUCCCAGCAUGCGUCUAGCCUGUCCUCUCCUGUCCAUCAACCACCGGUCAGCCUUCCCAGAGGGCAGUGGGGUGGCAAGUAUGAGUUUCUGCUCUCCUGCAUCGGCUACUGCGUUGGCCUGGGAAACGUCUGGAGAUUCCCUUACCUUUGUUACCGGAAUGGUGGAGGUGUGUUUCUCAUCCCUUACUUCAUCAUGCUCUUCUUCACGGGCAUGCCCCUCUUCCUCAUGGAGCUCAGCCUGGGUCAGUACGGAGCCGCAGGCCCCAUCACCGUCUGGAAGUGCUGUCCGCUACUCAAAGGGAUUGGUAUUGGGAUGCUCUGUGUGUCCACUUUGGUAUGUCUCUACUACAACGUCAUCAUCGCUUGGACGUUUUAUUACCUGGGAAGUUCUUUCCAGAGCCCGCUGCCGUGGUCCUGUUCUGCUAUUACUAAUGCUGCACUGUGUGGAAACAACACCAACGUCACACAUUCCCUUAGUGCAUCUGAGGUCUUCUGGAAUGAACGUGUCCUGGGCGUGGUCAACAGUCAGGGCCUGGAUGACCCCGGGCCGGUGAGGUGGCCACUUGCUCUGUGUUUGCUGGCCGCCUGGGUCAUUAUUUUCCUCUGCAUACUGAAGGGGAUUCACAGCUCUGGCAAGGUGGUGUACGUGACGGCCACGUUCCCCUACUUUGUCCUGAUCGUUCUGAUCAUCAGAGGGGCCACUUUAGAGGGAUCGCUCCAAGGUGUAGCCUUUUAUCUCACUCCAGUCUGGGAGCGGCUGGCUAACGCACAGGUGUGGAAUGAUGCAGCCUCACAGAUCUUCUACUCACUGGGCAUUGGAGUAGGAGGCCUUCUUUCUAUGGCUUCCUACAAUAAAUUUGACAAUAAUGUCAUCAGGGACACCCUAAUCAUCACCAUAGGCAACUGUGCAACUAGCUUCUUUGCAGGCUUUGCUAUCUUUUCUAUCCUGGGUCACAUGGCCUGGAGGAAGGGUGUGCCUGUGGAACAGGUUGCAGAUACAGGUCCAGGCUUGGCUUUUGUAGCUUAUCCAGAAGCCCUGGCUCUUCUGCCCGGUUCAGUUUUCUGGGCCAUUCUUUUUUUCCUCAUGCUCUUUAUGCUUGGAGUGGACACACUGUUUGGUAAUAUGGAAGGUAUUACCACAGCAGUACUGGAUGAGUUUCCUCAGCUCAGAACCAAUAUGAAGCAGAAGACCAUUUUCUUAGCCUUACUCUGCUUUGGCUUCUACCUCAUGGGCCUGUUACUGGUCACUGAUGGAGGGAUUUACUGGUUCACCCUCAUAGACUCAUUCAGCACCAGUUUUGGUCUCAUCAUCAUCACUCUGUUCAUGUGUCUGGGCAUCUCAUUCUUCUAUGGUGUAAACCAGUUCUGCCAGGACAUAGAGGACAUGAUCCGCCCCUGCCCGUCCUGGUGCACCAAACUGCUGCUCUACUUCAAAGCAUGUUGGGUAUUCUGCACGCCCUUCCUGUUACUGUUCAUCCUGACCUACAUCUUCAUCGAGAUGUACAGAACGUCCCUGCAUUACGGCUCGUAUCAGUACCCCACGUGGGGCAAAGGCCUGGGGGUAUGUAUGGGCGUCGUGUGCUGCCUGCAGAUCCCCAUCUGGGCUAUCGUGGCUGUCUGGAAGGAGUCUGGCACCAUGACGGAACGCUUCCAGAAAGCCAUCCGACCACUGAACUCCUGGCGAGACAACAACCAGAGCAAUGGCAAUCAGGAGCAGAGGGCAGAGCCUGAGAGAGUGGAGGGACCCUACACAGUCAACCUGACCGAUUUGGACUUCACUGCGAUGGCCUGGGAUACGAGUGAGGCGUAACACUGCACCAGUGUGAGGAGGAUGAACUGCACCUUUCUGUUAAAGGGGAUGAAUGUCGAAGCUCACACUGUCUGGGGACCAAAAAUAUGUACUGAAUAUAAAAUGCACGAUCUGUUUAGUGCAUUGACAGUGCCUAUUUCCUUAAAGGAACUCGACAAAGCUGGAAAUGAGUUUUGUUUUUGCUGACAGUUUUCUGAAAAGGCAUGAGAAGUGCUCGCCGGUUUAUACUUUCAACCAUGGUCACUGUUUAGAAAGCAGUAAAAGCUUCCCCAAUGGGGAUUUUUUUUAUAAAGACAGGUUAAAUUUCCUCCAAAACAUCAGCCAGUUUUUGAUGAUCAUUUUAUUCAAAUAUAUAUUUUAUGGAGUAAUAUGUUACUAGGGUGGGCAUCCUAGUGGCCUCAACCUGCCAUUGAGAAUUGAGUUUGUAUCUCACCGCUAGGCCGGGGGUCGAAGAGGAGCAUAAUCAACCCUGCUGUUUGGGAGGGAUAGAGGGUCUUACCCUGUGUUCACACUAGCAAGUUGCUCGUGUUGCUAGUAGUUUGUCUCUUGUAGUGACUGCCUUUCAGCACCAGUUUUGGUCUCAUCAUCAUCACUCUGUUCAUGUGUCUGGGCAUCUCAUUCUUCUAUGGUGCGCCUCCCACCACGCUUCCUCCAUCUCACACUUACACCACCAUAUUAACACUUGUCCAUUAACACUUGAAUAUCGUAAGCAGAGGUUUUACUCUGGAUCGAUGUUACCUCAGCUUGCUGUAUUUGCCGCAACUUUAAUGACAUCCCAUCAAUGUACCAACCAUUCAUGUUUUCACAAUUGCUAACAAGCAACAAGCUGUAAACCCCCU
This is a messenger RNA of Ictalurus furcatus (blue catfish), 3091 nucleotides long. It is a transcript of the gene slc6a7, whose product is annotated as solute carrier family 6 member 7. Gene Ontology annotation, cellular component: membrane. The transcript has 15 exons. Bases 276 to 2252 code for a protein of 658 amino acids. Lineage: Eukaryota; Metazoa; Chordata; Actinopteri; Siluriformes; Ictaluridae. The record is from RefSeq and is a predicted model, not a curated record. Gene Ontology annotation, biological process: sodium ion transmembrane transport. Gene Ontology annotation, molecular function: L-proline transmembrane transporter activity.